AUCCGAUUUUGAGAAACACCCAAUACAAACCAAAACAAUGUCUUUAGAAAUUUGCAUAGUCCCCUUCUGGGGACAAGGCCACAUAUUCCCCUGCGUGGAACUAUGCAAUCACUUAGCUUCAAGAAACAUCACCAUCACUCUCAUUAUCCCCUCCACCCUCACCACUUCCCUACCCUCUUCGCUCCGCCAACACCCUCUGCUUCGAAUCACCCAUUUCCCAUCUUCACCCACGCCGCCACCCCACGACCACCUCGUCCCGGAGCUCCAAACCAUCUUCUCCGCCAACCCGACCCCACCCGCUUGCGCCAUCGUCGACGUCAUGAUGAACUGGACCAUCCCCAUCUUCGCCAAACUUCAUAUUCCCACGGUGGCGUUCUUCACCUCCGCCGCCUGCUCCGCCGCCAUGGAACUCGCCGCCUGGAAAGCCCACCCGUUAGACCUCAAACCCGGAGAGACCCGUUUAAUUCCCGGGUUGCCCCGAGACAUGGCGCUCACGCAUUCCGAUCUCAAACAACGACCUCACCAACCUCCGCCACCGCCGCACGACGGCGGCGGAGGACACGGAUUUCAUCCUCCGCCGCCGCCGCCUAAGCUCGGAGGCCCGCCACCGUGGGUGGAGGAGCUUGAAGACGCCACCGCGUUGAUGUUCAACACGUGUGACGAACUGGAGCGUCCGUUUAUUAAUUUCAUAGCAAACCAUAUUAAAAAACCGGUUUGGGGCGUUGGACCGCUUCUCCCCGAGCAGUACUGGAAAUCAACCGGUUCACUUCUCCACGACCGGGACGUCCGGUCGAACCGUAAGUCGAGUGUCACCGAAGAAGAAGUAACCCAAUGGUUGGAUUCAAAGCCACGUGGAUCAGUUUUAUACAUAUCAUUCGGCACCGAGGUGGGUCCCACCGUGGAGGAGUAUGAAGAACUGGCUCAAGGGCUUGAGUCAUGUGAGGAACCAUUUAUAUGGGUUCUCCAACCCAGUUCGGGUAGACCGGGUCCACCCAACAUGGGUGAUGAAAGUGAAGAAGGGUUUUUUCCUUAUGGGUUGGAAGGUAGAGUUGGAAAUAGGGGUUUGAUAAUUCGUGGGUGGGCCCCGCAAUUGUUGAUACUGAGUCACCCUUCAACUGGGGGAUUCUUGUCCCACUGUGGUUGGAAUUCUACGGUGGAAGGUGUUGGACGAGGGGUACCGUUCUUGGUGUACCCCAUUAGGGGUGAUCAGUACCAUAAUGCAAAGUUGGUGGUGUCGCAUCUUAAGGUGGGUUAUAUGGUGAGUGAAGAUAUGACGGUGAAGGUAACGAGGGAUGAUAUAGUUGAGGGAAUCACAAGGUUGAUGGGUGAUAAAGAGAUGAAGAGGAAUGCUGAGAUUCUUGGUGAAAAGUUUCUGCAUGGGUUUCCGAGAAGUUCGGUGGAGGCUUUGGAUUAUUUUAUGAAUUUUAUCAAGCAGAGAGCUGUCUAGGCUUCUUGUCCUUGGUUACUUAAAACAGUAUGUUUCUUCGUACAAUGUGGACGGUUUAUCAGGUUAAGUGUAAUUCCUUCAACUAAAAUAAUGGAUUUAGCUACCAGUCAUGGCAAUGACAAGCCUGGGUCGGUGCACUUUGGUUAAUACCUAAAAUUUAACUAUUUGUCUUCCUCAAAUUCGAAACCAACAUCAUUGAGGGAUGAAUAUUAAUUGAUUACUGUCAACCAAAGGGAACUUGAAUUCGAUGUCAUCACCUUUCACCACCACUGAUCAUGAGACUUCGACAACGAUAAGUUAAUGGUGAAUACUAUAGUGAACCUGUGAAGCAAUAUUUUAUUUUAUUUUUCUAAUAAUGUUUGUUUUAAGUAAAAAUGCAAAUCACUGGUUAAGAUUCAGGCA
This is a messenger RNA of Cajanus cajan (pigeon pea), 1849 nucleotides long. RefSeq names its product UDP-glucosyltransferase 29. Gene Ontology annotation, molecular function: UDP-glucosyltransferase activity. The record is from RefSeq and is a predicted model, not a curated record. NCBI's taxonomy places the organism in Eukaryota, Viridiplantae, Streptophyta, Magnoliopsida, Fabales, Fabaceae.